Molecule: messenger RNA, 1648 nt
Organism: Suillus paluster
Lineage: Eukaryota; Fungi; Basidiomycota; Agaricomycetes; Boletales; Suillaceae
Product: zf-ZPR1-domain-containing protein
Exons: 6
Coding region: 73-1530 (485 amino acids)
Cellular component (GO): cytoplasm; nucleus
Molecular function (GO): zinc ion binding
Source: RefSeq, a predicted model, not a curated record
CUUAUCUUAUCUCGCCUAAGAGGAAAUUCUGCAUUACUGGGCUGCGAUUUCCACCAUCCAUCCUUUUAGUACAUGGCUCAAGUUGAAGAAAAACCCGAACUCUUCCCUCUGAUCGCAGACGUUGUCAAUAAAGCCCAUGCCGGAGAUGAAGAAGAUACUGACGCUAGACCACUCGAGGAGAUCGAGUCUCUUUGCAUGCAGUGUGGGGAGCAGGGAGUAACACGAAUGAUGCUCACAUCAAUCCCGUUCUUCCGCGAAGUGAUCGUGAUGAGUUUCCGCUGCGAACAUUGCGGCCACUCAAACAAUGAGAUUCAGUCGGCGGGGAAGAUCAGACCCGAAGGCACUAUGUACACAGUAAAAGUGCUCAAUCGCGGUGACCUUGACCGUCAACUUAUUCGCUCCGAAGCGUGUAGCAUCAACAUCCCCGAAUUUCAGUUGGUUCUUCCGCCCUCCCGUGGGCAGCUUACAACUGUCGAGGGUCUUCUCCGAAAUAUCGUUGCGGAUCUGGGCGUACAGCAACCGCUUAGACGCAUUCAGGAUGAGAAAGCCUACGCUAAGAUCCAGGAAAUCAUUGAUGGUCUCAAGGAGAUCAUUGCUGAUGACGAAGAUGAAGACGAAGGAAAGGACAAGCCCGAGAAGAGAGCACUUUCGAAAGAGGAUCCAGUAAUACGUGCGAUCACCAUUACCCUAGACGAUCCAUCUGGGAAUUCGUUCCUCGAGUUCGUGGGCAGCAUGUCCGAUUUGAAGUGGAACAUGCGUACAUACGAAAGAUCUCUUGAGCAGAGCCGGCAGCUUGGAUUGGCACCUCCUGUGGAAGACGCGGAAGAAAAUGCGGUAGACGAGACAGAACAAUUAGGGGGUCCGAACGAGGAAGUGUUUGAGUUCCCCGGAAUCUGCUCGCGUUGCGGACGACCUCUCAUCACACGUAUGAAGAAGGUUUCCAUCCCUUACUUUAAGGACACUCUCAUAAUGUCAACUAACUGCGAAGACUGCGGCUAUCGAGAUAACGAGAUCAAGUCAGGGGCUGCAAUUUCUGAGCAUGGCAAGAGGAUCACAUUAAAGGUUGAAGAUAGAGACGACCUGAGCCGCGACAUACUUAAAAGCGACACGAGCGGUCUCAGCAUACCGGAGAUAGACCUCGUUCUCCACCCCGGCACGCUAGGCGGACGUUUUACGACUUUAGAAGGCAUUUUAGAUCAGGUAUACGAGGAACUCACCGAGAAAGUAUUUAACACGGGAGAUUCUGGGGUCGUCGACGUCGACGACAGAGCCGAGUUCCAGGAGUUCUUGAGAAAACUGAAGCAGGUCAAGAACGCUGAGAUACCGUUCACCUUGAUCCUUGAUGACCCCCUGGCGAACUCACACGUGCAGAAUCUAUAUGCACCUGAUCCAGAUCCGAACAUGGAGAUCGUCACAUACGAGCGAACGUGGCAGCAGAAUGAAGACCUUGGAUUGAAUGACAUGAAUGUGGAAUCGUACAGCGCCGGGGAUGACACGAAGGACGGUGCCACUGAAAGCCAGAUGUCAUAGCAGGCAAAAUCUGCCAAGUGUGGUUUAAUACAUAGUAGUCAUUUGAGACCGUCUACUCCACAUACAGAGCUACACGAAAAUUUUGCACCACAAAAAGAGCGGGAAAUGAUUCAAUAGC